This is a messenger RNA of Myotis davidii, 945 nucleotides long. RefSeq names its product olfactory receptor 1E1-like. Gene Ontology annotation, molecular function: G protein-coupled receptor activity; olfactory receptor activity. The record is from RefSeq and is a predicted model, not a curated record. Gene Ontology annotation, biological process: G protein-coupled receptor signaling pathway. Lineage: Eukaryota; Metazoa; Chordata; Mammalia; Chiroptera; Vespertilionidae. Gene Ontology annotation, cellular component: membrane. Bases 1 to 945 code for a protein of 314 amino acids. The transcript has a single exon.
AUGACAGGAAGGAAUCAAACUGCCAUCACAGAGUUCCUCCUCCAGGGCCUGCCCAUGGAGUCAGAGCAGAAAAACCUAUUCUUUGCCCUGUUCCUGGUCAUGUAUGUUACCACCGUCCUGGGGAACCUCCUCAUCAUUUUCCUGAUUCGCCUGGACUCUCAGCUCCACAUGCCCCUGUAUUUGUUUCUCAGUAGCUUGUCCUUCUCUGACCUCUGCUUCUCCCCUGUCACAAUGCCCAAGUUGCUGCAGAACAUGCAGAGCCAAGUCCCAUCCAUCUCCUACACAGGCUGCCUGACCCAGAUGUUCUUCUUCAUGCUUUUUGGAGACCUGGAGAGCUUCCUCCUUGUGACCAUAGCCUAUGACCGCUAUGUGGCCAUCUGCUUCCCCCUGCACUACACCGCCAUCAUGAGCCCCAAGCUCUGUCUCGCCCUGGUGGCGCUGUCCUGGGUGCUGCCCACUUUGGACGCCCUGUUACACACUCUGCUCAUGGCCAGGUUGUGUUUUUGUGCUGGCAAUGUAAUCCCUCACUUUUUCUGUGACAUGUCUGCUCUGCUGAAGCUGUUCUGCUCUGACACUCAAGUCAAUGAGUUGGUGAUAUUUAUCAUGGAGGGGCUCAUUCUUGUUAUCCCGUUCCUACUUAUCAUCCUGUCCUAUGCACGAAUUGGGUUGUCCAUCCUCAAGGUCCCUUCUGCUAGAUGUAUUUACAAAGCCUUCUCCACUUGUGGCUCCAACCUGGCUGUGGUAUCACUGUUCUAUGGUACAGUUAUUGGCCUGUAUUUAUGCCCAUCAACUGAUAAUUCUACUUUGAAGGAGAUGGUCAUAGCUAUGAUUUACACUAUGGUGACACCCAUGCUGAAUCCCUUCAUCUACAGUCUGAGGAACAGAGACAUGAAGGGAGCCCUGGGAAACGUGUUUUUCAAAAAGAAAACUUCUUUUUCUGUAUGA